Lodderomyces margitis is the source of this 2757-nucleotide messenger RNA. It is a transcript of the gene STP1, whose product is annotated as Stp1p. The transcript has a single exon. The coding region runs from base 1 to 2757 and encodes 918 amino acids. Lineage: Eukaryota; Fungi; Ascomycota; Pichiomycetes; Serinales; Debaryomycetaceae. The record is from RefSeq and is a predicted model, not a curated record.
AUGUUUAUAGUAUCCCUUGGUUUAUUAUUUGAUUCUAAAUAUGAAGAUCUUGUAUCAUCUUCACCUAGUGGGGUUGUGAGCACUCGAGCAAAACAAGUUUACACCAUUGCUUCAAGAACGGCUACAAUCACUUCUUCUCCAACUCAAACCAUUUAUCAACCAUUCACAUCUCCUAGAUUAUUAUCCAUCCAAUUUAAUGUUUGCAAAUUCAUUAAUCGAUUAAUUUAUGGCACUCGCAGAUAUCAAGAAUUAUUUCCACCAAUUACCAAAAUUGCCAAUUUUAAUAAUACCAAACCCAUCGCUGAAUACAAGAAAUCACAUGAAUUAGAUGGAGCAUCAUUACCUUUACCAACAACAACAACAACCAAUUAUAAUCAUCAAGGUAAAUCAAACUUCCCUAUUAAUUGUGCUGUUGAUGAUUUGGAUUUAAUGUUUGAUGGUGGUGAUCAGAUUACAAUUUUUGACUCGGCAAUUGAUGAUUUACACCAUAUACACCCGCAGUAUUGCCAUGGACAUAAUAUGGGAUAUCCUGAUUCCAGUUUUCAUGAAAAAGGGGGAUUUGAAGAAGAAAGAAACACUCCUGUAUUUCAACAGCAGAAACAACAAGAAAAGGAGCAGCAACAACACAAGGUCACUCAGGAAGCUAACCGUGUUCAACAACCACUACAAAUACAAAAUAAGUACCAUUCUGAUUCUCAAAAAUCACAAAGAGUUUCAAAACAGGCUCAGAUUGCUCAAUCGUCGUCACUUACCAAUGACUUACCCAUAUUUGAUGACUUCCUUGAAGCUCAUCAACAUCACUAUACUAGCAACAACGACAACAACAACAACAAUGCCAACAUUGACAAUACCUUCAACUGGAACCCAUUCAAUGACAAAGAAGCUGGUAAGGAAUCAAAUAAAAAUACAUUUGCUUCCUUAGCACCUAGAGCCGUGCUUGACAACCAAUCGCCUGCCUCAUUGUCUAGGAAUGAAAAGUACUAUGGUGACUAUGAAGUUGGUCAGGAUAGGUUUGAUUAUUACCCAUACUUUGAUGACUUUAAGCACCAAAACCCAUCACCUACUAAAUCAAUGAUCAAAGAUCAAGGUAAAGGAUCCCCCAGACAUCUUAUCAACGGUAAACCAGUCAGAAGAACAAGUGAAAGUGCCAGCAUCAAUGCGAUCCAAUAUCGUCAUCCAUCGUCAGUUGAAAAUGCUUUGAUUUCUUCGUCUGUUUCGUCGACAGAGAGCUUCCUCAGUCCAUUAGACGAUGAAAUAUUUAGCAGAAUACAUCGUCAAUCACCGCCAAGUGGAGUUGUUGUAAGCGAAGGUUACGGUGUGAACUACCAGUUUGAAUAUAGUUACCAUCAAACCACUGACAAUGAUGAUGAGAAUAACCUAGAGGCAUAUGCAUCUGAAGUAGAGUCCUCAUUAGCACUGAGAGAUUCUGCUUUGUCACGCCCAUAUUCACAUUCAAUAUCAUUGCCACACUCACACUCACACUCACACUCACGAUUUCAGUCACAUGUGCCUGUAAAUGUGCGGGUACAUUCAAAUUCAGUUGGAGAAUUUCGCAACUCACAAUAUUAUAAUGAUCAUUACCACACUAGACAUCACCACAACCAUUUACCACCACCACCACCACCACCACAGCAGCAACAGCAACAGCAACAGCAACACCAUCACCAACAGCAGAGACAUCAGUACCAUGAAAGCUUUAAAUUACCUACUAAUGUCAGAUUUGGUGCUAGACAAGUUGACGAGUCGGUAAUAACCAACAGAAAGAGAAAACUAUCAUCGUCGGGAAUAUCAGUGACUUCUCCAUCGAUAUCUAGUUUUGAUUCGGAUAUACCAUUGUCCCCAACUGACACUUUGAUGAAAAAGCCAUUGAAACGGGACACUAGUGAAUUCAAACAUAAACCGAAAAAGAGUAAAAAGAUCAACAAGGACAAGAAUCCAACUUAUGAUGAUGAGGGUGUUGAUGUGAACGUGGAGGAUGACAACAAUAAAGAUGCCAAACAUGACAUCACUGAUGAGCCAGUGAUUAUAACCACAACAACUAAGACCAUCAACACUACUGUUCGCAAGUUGAGCUAUGCUGGCAAAGACGGGAAAAUAGGUCAUACAUUUGAGUGUCCUCACUGUAAUUCAGAAUUCAAAGUCAAGGGAUAUUUAACUCGUCAUUUGAAAAAACACAGUUCAUCAAAAGCAUUUCAUUGUCCUUUUUUCCAAGAAUCGCUGGCAGGAUCAUCUGCAACAGCAGCAGGAGCAAGUGCACCACCAGCAUCAGCAUCAUCACCAUUAUCAGUAUCAUUGGGAACGAAAUGUCACCCCACUGGAGGCUUCAGUCGUCGUGAUACAUUCAAGACCCAUUUAAAGGCAUUACAUUUCAUUUACCCACCAGGAACCAAGUCCAAUGAACGUAACUUGUUGAGUGGACGAUGUGCUGGAUGUUUUCAAUUUUUUGAAAACAAUAAUCAAUGGUUGACACAACAUAUUGAAACGGGAUUGUGUCAAGGUACUGUUGUUUAUAAGGAGAAGUUGAGACAAUUGAUUGUUGAUGGUAGGAGUGUCAAGAAAGUCGUUAGUGGUAGUGGUAGUGAUGAAGAUGAAGAAGAAGAAGGAGAAGUUGGUGGUAAUUAUUUGGUGCAAAGUGAAAAUGAGGAGGAGUUUGGUAAGGAUAAUGAAGAAGUGGAAGAAGAGGAUGAUGAAGAGGAAUGGAAAUGGGUAAUGAAGAAUAAGAAGCAGGUUACAGUAAAGACAGAACCGGUUGAUUGA